This is a messenger RNA of Passer domesticus (house sparrow), 3142 nucleotides long. RefSeq names its product cholecystokinin A receptor (gene CCKAR). Gene Ontology annotation, cellular component: plasma membrane. NCBI's taxonomy places the organism in Eukaryota, Metazoa, Chordata, Aves, Passeriformes, Passeridae. The record is from RefSeq and is a predicted model, not a curated record. The coding region runs from base 1280 to 2572 and encodes 430 amino acids. The transcript has 5 exons. Gene Ontology annotation, biological process: neuropeptide signaling pathway. Gene Ontology annotation, molecular function: neuropeptide receptor activity; cholecystokinin receptor activity.
AAUUGAGAAAGUAGAACUUUCAACCUAACUUUUCAAUCUACUUUCCUACAUACCUAUUCCCAUUAUUCAUUCUAUAAAGCAAAGCUGGCAAGACUGGAAAAGAAAGCCAGGCUUUCCAAUCUGUGUGUAUCAGCUUUGAGGGGUCAGGAUUUGUUAUAAAAACCUGUUACUGCUCUGCUUUUAAGCAAAAGGGAUUUAAAAAUGUGAAAUUAGUUUUUCAUUCAGUUAUAGUAGAGAUUAAUUUCUAAUAUUAAUUUAUAUUUCUGGCCAUAAACAAGCUAUAUACUGGAAAGUAAAAGCCCAUGACUUUGUGAAAAGACCAGUGAGGCUGAUGUUUAUUUAAAAAGCAGAACUUCUAAGCCAUCAAGAUCUUUGUGUUUUUCUUUUUCUGGUGUAUAACUAAUGUGCCACGAUUUAUCAGGUUCAUCAAGUUUGUCAAGUUCUUGCACAGAGGAAAUGUAUAGACUUCUGCUUAUAUUAACUGACAAUUCUAAUAUACUUUCAUAAGAUUUGAUCCACUAAGUGAAAUUAGUGAGUUUUUCUAUUUACUUGCUGGGGUUUGGAUCAGGCACGUACAGCACUUUCACAGGAAACUAGCACUUCGCCAAUUGAGAUAAAUGUAGCUGCUUUUAUUUUUCUGAGUCUACCAUAUCUUCAGUUUACUCUGAAAAAUAUGAAGACAAGAAUCAUUUCCAUGUAAGGAAUGCAAAAUCUUCAUUAUGUUUUUCUCUUCUCUGCCCUUUUAUUAAGCAACUCUUACCAUUUUAAAUGUUAAUUGAGAGACAGAUUUAUCACUCUCCUCACUUGAUGAGUCUCAUUUAUAGGCUGUGACCUAACAGGCUGACUCUGAGAAAUAAUGCAGAGACAUGAGUAGAGGCAAUCUUGCGAGGGGUUAAUGCUGUAAUCUUUUCCUGUUUAUAAUCCCAACAGUAAUGCAGUAACAGAAGAGGGUGGAUCUAAAAAGUACCCAGGGGGAUGUUUGUGGUGUGGGUGUGGGUGUGUGUGUGUGUGUGUGCAUACGUGUGAGUGUGUACGUGCACACACGCUUUGCUUUUCUGAGCGGCCGUGUGUGCCUCUGGAAUAAAUCUUGUUCAGCCAGAACAGGGCUCUGUGUGCUGGGUGCUCCUGCUGGAGAGUCAGAACAGCGUCCUUGCACAGCUGCCUCUCUUGUAUUUCUUCUGAAGACUUCAUUCAGAAACCAUUUGCUUACUGAAAGCAUGGGCAGAUAGUUACAAACCCACCUUCUUCUUCAUCGAAGCUACCCUGUGGAUACUGAAGAAUGGAAAUAGUUGAUGCUAGUAUCUUCCUUGGGAAUGGUACCAACAUUACUGAUUUCCUCUGCAAUAUCAUCUUGGAAAAUGACACUUUUUUCUGUGUGGAUGAUGCACCUUAUCCUUCUAGAGAUUUGCAUCAGAUAAUACGGAUUCUGCUGUAUUGCCUGAUAUUUCUGCUCAGCAUUUUGGGGAACGUUCUGGUGAUUACGGUGCUGAUAAGAAACAAGCGGAUGAGAACAGUCACCAACACAUUUCUGCUGUCACUAGCAGUCAGCGACCUGAUGCUCUGCCUUUUCUGCAUGCCUUUCACCCUCAUUCCCAACCUGCUAAAAGAUUUUAUUUUUGGAAGUGCUGUUUGCAAAACUGCCACUUAUUUCAUGGGUGUCUCAGUAAGUGUCUCUACCUUCAACCUGGUUGCCAUAUCUUUGGAGAGAUACAGUGCCAUUUGCAAACCACUGCAGUCCAGGGUCUGGCAGACAAAAUCUCACGCCCUGAGAGUGAUUGCUGCGACCUGGUGUGUGUCCUUUAUUAUCAUGUCACCAUACCCAAUCUACAGCAAACUGGUACCUUUCACCAAGUACAACAACACCACAGCAAAUAUGUGUCGGCUCCUUUGGCCAAGCGAUGUCAUUCAACAGUCUUGGUACACUUUUCUGCUACUCACACUCUUUCUUAUUCCUGGGAUUAUAAUGAUGAUUGCAUAUGGUCUAAUUUCUUUGGAACUCUACAGAGGAAUAAAAUUUGAUGCCAGCCAGAGAAAAUCUUCACGAGAGAGAAGAAUAAGUACCUGCAGCGCCAAAUACGAGGAUGGAGAUGGAUGCUACCUCAACAAAACAAAAAAGAAAAGGAAAAUGCCAUUGCAACAGCUCUCUGCUAUGAGCCACAACAAAAUAGAGAGAGUGAGAAGCAACAGCUCUUCUGCCAACUUAAUGGCCAAGAAACUUGUCAUCCGUAUGCUGAUGGUGAUAGUGGUUUUGUUUUUCAUUUGCUGGACUCCCAUCUUCAGCGUCAAUGCCUGGCGAGCCUUCGACACGGCUUCCGCCGACCGGCGUCUCUCGGGGGCUCCCAUCUCCUUCAUCCACUUGCUGUCCUACACUUCUGCCUGCGUGAACCCCAUCAUUUACUGCUUCAUGAACAAGCGUUUCCGCAUGGCCUUCCUGGCCACCUUCACCUGCUGUGCCAGGCAAAAGCCCCCCGCCACACGGGGAGAGGCUGCUGAUGAAGAGGAGGGGAAGACGACAAGGGCUUCCCUCUCCAAAUGUUCUUACACACACAUGUCUGCAUCUGCACCCCCCUGAGCUGCACCAGGGGAGGCAGUGAGUGGUGAAUUGACUGGUCUUGGAAGGUGACUGUGGCUGAACGCCAUUUAGUCCUGAGUCAAUGAAACACUUCAGCUGGCAGUAAACAGAGCAAGAAUUUUAUGGGAAAUUGAUGCUAUCACUGUAUGAGUGUUAAAUCACUUUCCUUCAAAAGUACAAAGGAGGAAGAGAGCUCUGAAGAUAAAGGACUUUAUGAAAAGCCUUAGAAGUUGCUCUAUUUGUAAUAAAGUCCGCUGCAAAAAUUGGUGUCCUUUGCAUCAACAGCUUUGCUCAGUUUUCAGAUGCAGUUCUGAGUAUAAGAUAUUUCCAAGAUGCAAAUAGAUUCUCCUCCAACAUGAAUAUAUGUAACGCAGUCUUCACUUCACUAGCUAUGCCUCAUAAGCAAAAAUCUUUCUGUUAUAUUUGUAGUAUCUUUUCACAUUAUUUUAGCUGAGCUAAUACAUGUUGAGAUAAUUUUGGUGUUACUCUCAUGGGAAUUCUGGAGUGGUGAGAACGGGCUUGUCCAUGUGAAAUUAAUGCUUUUUAGUAAAAUAAUUUCUUUUUUAAAAA